AUGUCUACAAAGUAUGUUCAAACAUCAAGGGUCGAUGACGUAAUUUAUCAAUAUUUUAGAACUUUAUAUAUACUAACAUUACUACUGAUUAUAAUUUUAUUAUAUAGAAAACACGAGUUUACAUCACAUUUGAAAAGAACCAUAGGUAGCACUAGUAGUGGUGGUAGUAGUACUUCGGCUUCGAAUUCUUCAAUUUCAAGCAAUAGUUCUUCUUCUAGUCGUCAUUCUUCCCCUCGUAAGAACCCAGUACCUAAACCUCCAGCUCCUGGUCAAAUUCCUCCCCCAGUUGAAAAAAGUUCACCUGUAAAACAUCAUCAUCACCAUCAUAUACAUUCGUCUCGUCCAUCAUCUCAAAGUAAUGAGACACAUGUUACUCAUCAUAAGGAUCCUAUUCACAAGGCACCAAUACAUAAACCACCUGCUGUUCCAGAACCUGCACAAAGGAAAUCGAUGAUUCCGGAACCUGUACAAAAUAAGCCGUCGAUUCCAGAACCAGUGCAAAAUAAAUCGAUGAUUCCAGAGCCUGUGCAAAGGAAACCAAUGAUUCCAGAACCUGUGCAAAAUAAAACGUCGAUUCCAGAAGCUGUUCAAGUUCAAUCUAUAUUCCCAGAAAAUGUCACAAAGCAGUCUGCAGUGACACCAUCGAUAAAUGAUCAUGGUCAUGAUCAUAAAGAACCACAUACACAUCAUGCUCAAGAAGUUCAUCACAAGGAUAAGCUAGAUCAAGUAGAAAUACAAGAGCAUAAUGAAGCUACUAAAAAAGUUGACGGCGAAGAAACUCCUGAAAAGAAAUCUAAUGGUUCUUAUUUCUCAGAAGUUGUAUCUGGUUUGAAACAAUUUGCUAUUGGGUUAGGUGUAACCAUGAGAUCUAAAUCAGAGUUAAUAAUGACUGAACUAAAUAAUCCAAUUGUAGUAUGGAACCUGCUAUUUGGUACAGGUACCAUUGCUGUGUUACUAACAGGAUCUUUGAACAGACAAAUCAGAGCUAUCAAAGGCAAUUCUGAUAAUCUGGCUUUAACUACAGCAACCGCUGUCACUGCGGCAGUAUCACUAAACAUCCUCUUAUCAACAAAAUAUUACUCAACAUUCGAUGAAAAGAGACAAUAA
Molecule: messenger RNA, 1107 nt
Organism: Vanderwaltozyma polyspora DSM 70294
Lineage: Eukaryota; Fungi; Ascomycota; Saccharomycetes; Saccharomycetales; Saccharomycetaceae
Gene: OM14
Product: Om14p
Exons: 1
Coding region: 1-1107 (368 amino acids)
Source: RefSeq, a predicted model, not a curated record